This is a messenger RNA of Astyanax mexicanus (Mexican tetra), 1865 nucleotides long. RefSeq names its product gap junction delta-3 protein. The transcript has a single exon. The record is from RefSeq and is a predicted model, not a curated record. Lineage: Eukaryota; Metazoa; Chordata; Actinopteri; Characiformes; Acestrorhamphidae. Gene Ontology annotation, cellular component: connexin complex. Gene Ontology annotation, biological process: cell communication. The coding region runs from base 432 to 1319 and encodes 295 amino acids.
ACCGGACUUGUACUAGAAAGCGGUUGGGCUCUGUGGAUCCAUGUCCAUUCAGUUAGCCAGUCCUGGACUUAAUAUUUGACUCUGAAUGACUGAGAGGCCUAUCAUAUCUGCUGUUGCCCUUGGACCAAAGCAAUUAUGAGGACCUAAAGUUCUGGUGCUUGGGAAUCCACUUGGAAUACAUGCAAAUGGACAUGGUCUUUUUUCCCCCAAGAUGGUAGGAGCUAACCAUAAAAUAUUACCCCUGGUGGAUAUCAUCAUUUCAGUUUUUUGUCUAGUGGAAUUAAUUUGGGUUUGACUUGAGAAUAUUGGACAAUGGAUAAACUUCUAGUCUUGGCAAACGUCAUCGUUUCCAGCCAGUAAUCUCAAAAUUCAAGGAAAAAGCUUAUUUCUGGCUUGCUUGGACCAAAAGCUUUACAUUUCCACCUUCCGCCAUGACUGAUUUUGGUUUCCUUAGUGGACUCUUCGAGUCACUCCAGGCGAACUCGCCCAUGCUGGGCCGUUUUUGGCUGCUCCUCAUGCUGGUCUUCAGGAUGCUGAUCCUGGGAACGGUGGCCAGUGAUAUGUUUGAAGACGAGCAAGAGGAGUUUUCGUGCAACACGUUGCAGCCCGGCUGUAAGCAGGUUUGUUAUGACCAGGCUUUCCCUAUCUCCCAGUAUCGCUUUUGGGUCUUCCAUAUUGUGCUCAUCUCUACACCUGCUCUGGUCUUUCUUAUGUAUGCCAUGCACCACCACAAAAAACACCAGGACUUUCAACAAGGAUCUGUAUCCAGUUUGUUGGUGGCAAAGCAGCAGCGUCAUCUUAAACUUCUUUACAUGGUCAACGUCGGCUUCCGUCUUCUUUCUGAGAUCGGCUUUUUAGUUGGCCAGUGGCUGCUGUACGGCUUUCGCGUGGAGGCGCAGUUUCCCUGCAGUCGCUUUCCUUGUCCAUACACUGUAGACUGCUUCACCUCCAGACCUAUGGAGAAGACAGUCUUCCUGGUCUUCUACUUCGCUGUGGGAGUUCUUUCAGCUGUUUCCAGCCUGGUCGAGAUCAUUCACGUCACCCGAAAGUGGUUAAUGGAAAAUGGGGAUGAGUUGGUACCUUGGAAGGAUGUGGAACAGAGGGCAGAGCCUGAUGAAGGGAAUCUGAAGCAAAAUGUACAGAACCUUGCACUGGGAAGUGGUACAGGGUCAAACAAAUCCAGGCGGCCACCGCUGUUCACAGGAAAGGGUGGUAGAAGCAGCUGGAGAUCACAAGGAACAGUAGGAAAUACAAGGUACUCCAGUAUCAAGAGCCUCAAAAGCACCAACAGCCAGAAAAGUGCCUCACUGGUGGUUUAAGGACCAGACAUUUUGAACAAUAUUGCACACUAUUGGAGUAAAAAGGCUACAGAUAUGAGUAAAUUUAAAAUUUGUAUGUGUGUAUUACAUACACACGUUGUUCAGGUCAUAUUUUGAGCCAUAUAGAAGAUUAAAAAGGUGAAAAAUAAACAGUUUGUUGCACAAGUAAAUUGUAUUAUUUAUUUUAUUGCACAGCCGAAGACUGAUACCUGCAGACUUACGAUACAAAGUUCUUAAAUCCAACGCACAAACCAAGCUAGAAUUAGGUCUACUGGAAGUCUUAAACAAAUAUUACAAAAUAUAUUUUUUUUUUUAUUGAACUAGCACUUUGUCAACUUGGUGACUCUUAAGUUCCCAUGGUAAAAGGGCUGGCAUCACUGACUGCUGCACAUGUUUUUGUGGACAUCAGAUUACUUGUCUGCAUUUCUACACAACCACACCAUUUACUUUUAGUUAACUGACCUACAGUACCAGUCAAAAUUGUGUAUACAUAGUAAAAUCUGUGUUUUUUUAUUUAUAAAUAUUUUUUCUGCAUUGUAAUGCUAA